AUGGCCCUUCGCAGCAAGCUCGCCGAUAUUAAGAAGCUGGACUCCUCCGCCAUGACCUACUUCAAAAAGAUGAAGGUGCUGGCAGACACACUCACCCCUAUCGGUCGGUCGCUCAGAGACGAGGAGUUUCCUGGCUUUGUCAUCAAAGGCCUCGAUGCCGACUAUGACAAUCUUGCUGAGGCUAUUCACAACGCUAAGCCAGUGAUGCCCCCGCACGAGCUCUACUCAUGA
Molecule: messenger RNA, 231 nt
Organism: Triticum turgidum subsp. durum (durum wheat)
Lineage: Eukaryota; Viridiplantae; Streptophyta; Magnoliopsida; Poales; Poaceae
Source: the annotation of a GenBank genome assembly